Messenger RNA from Patella vulgata (common limpet), 1959 nucleotides. RefSeq lists its product as uncharacterized. Bases 387 to 1655 code for a protein of 422 amino acids. Lineage: Eukaryota; Metazoa; Mollusca; Gastropoda; Patellidae. The record is from RefSeq and is a predicted model, not a curated record. The transcript has a single exon.
AUUCCUGAAAUUCAGACGACCGCCAAAUCAUUUUUCUGUUAUCGCAAAGAAUUCACACUGGCUUCUGUGUGAGACUUGUUGGAAUCAUAACCAUUUUGAAUGGAAAAUCAGUACUGAUCAUUGUGUGAAACGUUGUAUCUAAAUUGUAUGAUCCGGAAAAUUUAAAACGAUUUUUUUUAAUUCCCGGAGGAUCUAUUCUUAUAUUGUUUAUAUGGAGUCAAGAUGUUGGUCAUUAAGUACGUUAUGUAAUGUGACGAGACAAAAAGGAAAUGUCAUAAUAAUAAUUUUUAUAUAAACCAACCGUCGAUGUUUUGGACGUUAUUAGUGUCUCCUUAUAUUGAUUCGAUCAUCUAGUAUAGUUAAAGAACAAGUAUUCAUUGUUAAAAAUGAAAGAAGACGCGGAGGUUUUCUGCAAAUUGCGCGUAGCUUCGACCAACAAUACCGGUUCCAACCAUUCCGCAACAAUUGUCUAUAAUGGCAUCAGCGCGAACGAUUGGCUUAGUCCUAUCGGAAUUUCUCCAUCAAGACAUGUUGAAAAUGAAAAGAAUAACGGUAUUUUGGUACAGACAUUAACAAAACGUCCAUUCACCGCUAACAGUAUCAUAAUAAUUCGACCAGAUCGAAAGUCAGCUGGUCUUGAGAAGAGUGAGGCUUUAAGAGGACGACGUCUUCAAUCUGCUUUGGAGGGGGAAUGUUCUCCAAGUGGACAUGGAGGGUUCACUGGGCUAUACAAAACGAGCAGAGGGUUCGUCUCAAAGACAAUGGAUUUUGUAUCCUUAAGGAAUCAAUGGAACCGUACGGCAAUGAGACCAGCAACAUCAAAUUGCAGUUCAGGCUUUACUCAGCGAAAAUUUCAUAAAAAUAAGGGAAUAAUGAAAACAACCGGGAACUACAGUGCCGUGGGUAUAAACCGAGAGAGAGAUUAUAACUUGGAUUUAACGGUUCAAUCUGUAGAAUGCUCCCGAAAGGGCACCGACAAGACAGAAAGAGAUGCUCAAAGGUUUUCCGAAAGCACGAAAGUAGCUCACACCAUUUUUAGGACGCGAUUUAAGGAUAUUGAUAUCAAUACAAUAGAUGGAAUAAAACGUAACUAUAUGAAACGCGCGCAAUCCGCUCCGGCGGGUGCGUUAAGAUUGAAUCAAAUGAACGAUGCUGCCAACGGAAAGAAGCCAACAUUAUACUGGCGAGCCAAAUCAGCUUAUCACAAAAAAGCUAUCAGUAAAGAGGAGCAACUGGAAGCACCUAAUGAGGAUUCUUAUACUGAAACAAGAGGGUCAUUGUUAAGACCUCUGAUGUACUCUUCGGAAGGGUCUAUUAAACACAGUGCUGGUUGUCCUUAUAAAUGUAAGGGUUGCUUCAAAGCUUGCCUGGUGUCCGAAGACUACCUUGAUAAAGCGCAACAACGUUCGGAGUCGGAGCGUGCGCAAUCAUCAUGGAGGCAUCAGAGACGAAUUCGAAGAAGUCCUGGUUUUUCUGUUCAGUUAGCUCUAGCUAAAAGUCAGCCAUUGUAUCACAUGGUUCACGAGAAAGGAGCAGAAGGCAAGUCUGCUGUUAAAGAAGCUUGGGCAGGUGAUGCCGAACAAGAGGAGGAUAUGGUGACAAGGACUCGGACUCUAGAAAUAUCCGAUGAUUCUAAGGAUUGUGUAGUUGAAUAAGUACAAUGUGUGAUUUUGGUAGAAAAGAAUAAUGAUUAUAACAAUAAGCUUCAGACAUAGCCGUUUAUCAUUACAAUGCAAACGUUUAUAUUACGGUAUGUUUAUAAAUGAGUUAUACAUUUUGUAAGUAUGGUAUGUAUUAAAAGAAUUAUGAUUAUAUGUUAUUGACACACCUUUACUCAACGUCAGUUGGUCAGUGACAUUAAUUGGACAUUUCCCGUAGCUGGAAUUUACAUAGAAAUCAACAAUGUGUGAUUGCAUUAUUCACAUCGUCUUGUACUUCCAUUUAAUAAAUAUAUAUUGA